This is a messenger RNA of Ruditapes philippinarum (Manila clam), 1502 nucleotides long. Its product is annotated as post-GPI attachment to proteins factor 4-like. Gene Ontology annotation, biological process: GPI anchor biosynthetic process. Gene Ontology annotation, molecular function: glycosyltransferase activity. The record is from RefSeq and is a predicted model, not a curated record. Lineage: Eukaryota; Metazoa; Mollusca; Bivalvia; Venerida; Veneridae. The coding region runs from base 43 to 1245 and encodes 400 amino acids. Gene Ontology annotation, cellular component: Golgi membrane. The transcript has a single exon.
AUUUUGUGGCCUCUUUUUCAGGAUGACAAAUUAAGACGGAGGAUGAGUCGUACAAUAUACCUCGGCGUUGUUUAUGCCAUAGGAAUCCUUCUUUUAGGUAGAUAUUUCAAAGGAUGGUCACAGAUUCAGAAAGCUCGGCAUGUUGAAUAUUUCAAAGAGGAUAAUCAGAAUCGUGUCGCUGAAGCAAAGUCAGUGUUAUCCAAUAUGAAAACGUUGAACGGAAAAGAAAACAUUAUAGGUAACGAAAAGAAACCAAGAAUGAAUAAGUUUUCAGAAAACAACGAGCACACGUGUGUGCUUGCUAUCAAUAUAAUAACUUUAUCACGAGAGAACAAUCUUACAGAGACCGAACCGCCUCAUUACCUUUUACAAACAGUUGCAGCUUUAAUCAAACUUAUCAAUAGAUUAGAUCAAAACUAUUUCCAGAUAUAUCUAAGUAUUUGCAAUGUGGACCUUAACCCAGAAACAUAUGUUGAUAUGAAUUAUAUUCCGGAAUGGAUUACAAUUUUUCAACGGGAUAAAGAAAAGCGAGAAAGUUUUAAAAACCGGUACGAGAAAGAGCGUGAAGAUUAUGUGUUUUGUAUGAAAAAUGUUUUGGAACAGAAUUCGUCAUUUUUAUUAAUCCUGGAAGAUGAUACAUUGCCUCAUCAAGACUUGUUUAGCGUAAUGAAAAAAGAACUGUUUGAAAAUGAUCAAUGCGAACUGAAGAAAGAUAAAUUCAAAGACCUGUUUUACGUUAAACUUCAUACAAAUUCAUGGGAUUUGAAUUUUGUUAGAUUAUGGCGCUGGACAAAAUUCUUAUUCUUUACAGGUUUUGAUCUAGGAAAAGUGUUUGAACUUAUGAUAAUAACAUUGUUCCUGGACGUGUUAAUUAUAGUAGCGUUAAAGAAAUAUUCAAAACUGCGACUAUCAUAUCAUAUGUUUUUUAUACUUUUCAUUUAUAUUGCAUGGGUUCUCAAUGUUAUAGGACGUCAAAAUAUAAGUAUUGUAUGGAGAUAUAUUUUAGGAAUAACUCAUGAAAUGUCUGAUGCUACUGGUGGAAGCUUAGUAGCUGCGUUCUAUCCACGUGCUAGUGCUGAGGCAACUGUUCAAUAUCUUAAUUCAGUUGAAUGUGACAAAAGUUAUCCAAAAGAUGUAGCUUUGAAUAGGUUGGCCAGAAAACAUUGGCAACAAUUACUUUUAAUUGAACCACCCUUAUUUACUCAUAUGGGAUACCAUUCGACAAAAGGACAUACAGCAUACUAAACUGCGGUUUUUGUUAUAUCUAUUUAUUAAACAGCCGCCUCUAUGCUAAAAAAGACAUAACAUUACAAAUUGAUGCUGUAUACUAAUUAAAUGCAUACAUCGACAAGAUAGAAUAUAAAUAAUUAUGUUAAAAAAUCAAAUUAUAUUUAAAAGCAAGGGAAAAAGAAUCUUUGUACAUUGUAUUUUUUCUGUGAUUUUGAAUUUAUUUGUUUCUAGCACAUUGCCUAUAGACAACGAAUAAACACCUAAGAAAUUAA